Molecule: messenger RNA, 863 nt
Organism: Scaptodrosophila lebanonensis
Lineage: Eukaryota; Metazoa; Arthropoda; Insecta; Diptera; Drosophilidae
Gene: Gtpx
Product: probable phospholipid hydroperoxide glutathione peroxidase
Exons: 3
Coding region: 202-708 (168 amino acids)
Biological process (GO): response to oxidative stress
Molecular function (GO): glutathione peroxidase activity
Source: RefSeq, a predicted model, not a curated record
CAAAGCAUUUCGCACCAGGCGUUCAGACAUUGCAGUCGUUCACUCGCAGCCAGUGAAGUUUUUACUGCGCAACAAACAACGCCAUUGAGUCAAAAUCGUCGUCGGUAUUGCGCUGUACUCUUGCCGCUAUUCACAGUUAGUUGUGCGGCCGGCGCUGAACCGAAAGUGGCGAAGUCCCAGUACUCCACAACUGCCCUCGACAUGUCGACAGGUGAUUAUAAGAACGCGUCGACCAUUUACGAAUUCAGCGUUAAGGAUACGCAUGGUAAUGACGUAGCGCUCGAGAAGUAUCGCGGAAAGGUUGUGCUCAUUGUGAACAUUGCCUCCAAGUGUGGAUUAACCAAAAACAACUACCAGAAACUUACCGACCUGAAGGAAAAGUAUGGUGAGCGUGGAUUGCAAAUUUUGAAUUUCCCAUGCAAUCAGUUUGGCUCACAAAUGCCCGAGGCUGAUGGUGAGGCUAUGGUUUGCCAUCUCCGUGAUGCCAAGGCUGAUAUCGGCGAGGUGUUUGCAAAGAUCGAUGUGAAUGGGGAUAAAGCUGACCCGCUCUAUAAGUUCUUAAAGGCUAAGCAAACUGGGACUUUGGGCAGCGGCAUUAAAUGGAACUUCACCAAGUUUCUGAUCAACAAGGAUGGCGUGCCGGUCGACCGUUAUGCGCCCACCACUGAUCCCAUGGACAUUGGCAAAGACAUCGAGAAGCUGCUUUAGAUAGCAUCUAUCGCACACUCUAGUUUUAGACUCGUGCUUUAUGAUAUGCAUUUUUGUGCAUCAUGCAAAAGGAAUAUUUAUCUUAUGGCGUUCUAGCAUUAAGCUUGGUAUGAAGACUAUAUCUUAUAAACUAGUCGUGUAGCCUAGCAAACAUA